AUGGCCUGCUACGACCGCUGCGGCUCUUGCGGACCCACCCCGCUGGCCAACAGCUGCAACGAGCCCUGUGUCAGGCAGUGUGAGACCUCCCGUGUCGUCAUCCAGCCUCCCGCUGUGCUCGUCACCCUGCCAGGACCCAUCCUCACCUCCUUCCCCCAGAGCACCGCCGUCGGAUCCUCCGCAUCCGCUGCCGUGGGCAACGAGGCUCAGCGCCCUGGGAGUGCCCGUCAACGUCCGGGGGCUUCGGCGGCUUUCGGCCGGGUCGGCUCUACGGCCUGGGUGGCCUGGGCUGCUUCGGGGGCAGAGGAGGCUGCUACACCUGCUAAGGGCCCUCACCACCACUCCUGA
Molecule: messenger RNA, 348 nt
Organism: Apus apus (common swift)
Lineage: Eukaryota; Metazoa; Chordata; Aves; Apodiformes; Apodidae
Product: feather keratin-like
Exons: 1
Coding region: 1-348 (115 amino acids)
Cellular component (GO): intermediate filament
Molecular function (GO): structural constituent of cytoskeleton
Source: RefSeq, a predicted model, not a curated record